AUGUAUUUUCAACAAGACGGUGCACCAGCACACAACGCCAUCAUUGUUAAAAAUUAUUUAAAUGAAAUUUUUCCUAACCAAUGGAUUGGUACCCAUGGAGUAAUUCCAUGGCCAGCAAGAUCUCCAGACUUGACCCCAUUGGAUUUUUUUUUAUGGGGGCAUUUAAAAAAUGUUGUAUAUGCAGAUCCACCUAUUAAUCUCCAAGAUUUAAAAAUCAAAAUACGACUGGCUUGUAGUAAUUUGAGAAGAGAACAAAUAAAUGCUGCCACAUCAACGGAAUUAUUAAAACGUUUGGAAUCAUGUUUGGAACAUCAAGGUGGAAACUUCGAACAAUUUAUCAGAUAG
Messenger RNA from Melanaphis sacchari, 345 nucleotides. RefSeq lists its product as uncharacterized. Gene Ontology annotation, molecular function: nucleic acid binding. Lineage: Eukaryota; Metazoa; Arthropoda; Insecta; Hemiptera; Aphididae. The transcript has a single exon. Bases 1 to 345 code for a protein of 114 amino acids. The record is from RefSeq and is a predicted model, not a curated record.